AGUGAUGAUAUUAUCGAUAACGAGAGCACGUAGGUACAAACAUGGUCCAUGCGUUAUGAAAAAAAGCCCUACCCACAACUAAGAACGGCUUAAGCGAGACUACAACUAUUUGAACUAAUCAAAAUUCCUACCAACUUUUGACAAAUUUCCAUAUCCCGCGACCAGGCAGCAAACCCCUUGCAAAACUUCAAUCACAAGUACGAAAAGCAUUCCCGAACCCAAUUGCGAUACCUCAGCCCUAAUCAAACCACUCAGAUUGCAAAUAUGGAGUCCUCUAAGCAGCCCGUCAAGCUUGUCAAGGUCACCCGCGUCCUAGGCCGAACCGGUUCUCGCGGUGGUGUUACCCAAGUCCGUGUCGAAUUCAUGGACGACCAGACCCGAAGCAUCAUUCGAAACGUCAAGGGACCAGUUCGCGAGGACGACAUUCUCUGCCUACUCGAGUCUGAACGUGAGGCCCGACGAUUACGAUAAGAAUGGAAUUUCCUUUGGGAGGAGUUGCGAGCAUGAGGGACAGGAUUUUACUGCUAGCUUACGAUCAGACUACGGUCGAAGAUCGGUAGCAUCAUACAGGAUUCGCGGUCAAGAUUCCUUUUGUUACGGGAGUCGCCGGACUAUGAUGGGCAUUCUGCAUUGCGAAUAAAGCACGAUUCAUACCCCGAACAAUACACUUCGCGUGAUACGGCUGUUUGAUUGUCUUUGAAUUGAUAUUCCUCAUUGAUAUUCCUCAUUGAUAUUCCUCAUUGAUAUUCCUCAUUGAUAUUCCUCAUUGAUAUUCCUCAUU
Molecule: messenger RNA, 781 nt
Organism: Daldinia decipiens
Lineage: Eukaryota; Fungi; Ascomycota; Sordariomycetes; Xylariales; Hypoxylaceae
Product: ribosomal protein S28e
Exons: 3
Coding region: 265-471 (68 amino acids)
Biological process (GO): ribosomal small subunit assembly; translation; maturation of SSU-rRNA
Cellular component (GO): ribosome; cytosolic small ribosomal subunit
Molecular function (GO): structural constituent of ribosome
Source: RefSeq, a predicted model, not a curated record